Messenger RNA from Diachasma alloeum, 2460 nucleotides. Its product is annotated as probable serine hydrolase. The record is from RefSeq and is a predicted model, not a curated record. Lineage: Eukaryota; Metazoa; Arthropoda; Insecta; Hymenoptera; Braconidae.
AACCAGAGGAGAUUCAAAUUCCUGUACCUUGGGGCCACAUAAGCGGCAAGUGGUGGGGUCCGAAAUACAUUCGCCCGAUAAUAACAUUACACGGUCGUCAAGAUAAUGCUGGAAGUUUUGAUCCGCUGAUACCAAAAUUAUGUCAUAAUCAAUCAUUUUUGUGCCUGGAUCUGCCUGGUCAUGGUCGCUCGUCGCAUCUGCAUCAAGGGCAGUACUAUUUCGUUUAUUGGGAUGGUGUUAUGUUGCUGCGCAGGGUCGUUAAACAUUUUCAGUGGAACAAGAUAAAAAUUUUGGGACAUUCCCUGGGUGGUGCAAUAGGAUUUUUAUACGCCGCUACAUACCCAGAAGAAGUUGAAGCCCUCAUCAGCUUGGACAUUGCUAGUACCACAGUGAGAAACAUCAGUAAGUGCGUUGAUGGCACUGGAGAGUCUAUCGACAAGUAUCUGAAGUAUGAGCAAUUGAGCCCGGAGAGUGUGCCUUCUUAUGAGUACAACGAGAUGCUUGAUAUUAUUAUGGACGCAUAUAAAGGCUCGAUUACGAAGGAGGGUGCUGAGGUGCUGAUGAAGAGGGGAACACAACCUGCCGCCAUGCCCGGGAAACAUUAUUUCUCCAGGGAUCCGAGGUUGAAGGUAUCAAUGUUGGGAGCUUUCUCCAUGGAUCUGACAAACGCUUACGCGGAGAAGAUUACAUGUUCUUACCUCAACAUCAGAGCAAAAUCAGGUCUCAAGUGGGACUAUCCAAAUCACUAUCAAGAGAUUCUCAAUAUAAUAAAAAAAUCUGCCUCGAAAUUUGAGUAUCACGAAGUUGAAGGCAGUCACCACGUGCACUUAAACAACCCCGAACUCGUCGCUCCGAUAAUUCAAAAUUUCCUAGAAUCACUUCCAAAAUCGAUAAAUUGAUGGAUCGAUCCCUUGAGCAUCAUUCCAUCUAGUAAAUAAUUUAUUAAUAGACAUUAAAUUAUUCUUGGAUAAAACUGAAUGAAUAAAUUAAGGAAAUACUAAUAGAAUGAAUUAGAGAAAUUGAAAAAUCUUCUAACAAAACAUUAAUUAUUACGAAAUAAUGUAAAAUAGAUAAUACAGUUUCUCAGUAGGUGUAGUAACUGAUCACUUGGCUACAUUUUUUGGUAUUUUUGUCAUUUUUUUUUCAAAUUUAUCAAUGGAUUUAUUAUCAACCUCGAAAUGAACGGUCUUCAUACGUUCAUCCCCAGUCGGAAUCAUGUGCUUGAUAUCCCCAAAAACUUGCCAAAGUAAAUAAUAAAACCUCAUAAGUGCACCAAACUGCCUCUUCAGUGUUUUGUUAUGAAAUGAUCUAGCCAUCUACCUGGAGUUCCAUCACUGACAUUUCACAAUCUAAAUGACAAAUUAAUUUCAAAAUGAUUGAUAUCACACCUUCAACCAUUAACAUAAUGCUCAGAAUAGUGAAAAACCCAUCACAAUUUCUUUUUUAUACAUAAAUAUGAUGAUCAAAAACGGUCAGCCGAAUUCUAACCUAAGGUGUCUUAUACGAAGCCUCCUACUGUAUAUAUAUCAACGGGCAAACUAUGGAAAAUGAGAUGCUGAUUCUCUUGAAAUAAACAUGAUAGGGAAAAUUAUAGGAAGAACGCGAUGCCUUUGAUAAGAAAGUGAAAUGUGAAAAUCUCCUAUUUGCCAAAAAUAUAAAACAGAAGAUUUUAUGCGAAUCUUGAAUUCCGGCAUACCUAUAAAUAGAAACUGAUGGACAAGGCAAAACGUUGAUCAGAAGCUGCCUCCAAGACCAAUUUGUUCUAAAAUCAUAUUUUUAUCAAUCAUUUAAUAUUUGAAACUGAAAUUUUGAUUGCUAAUUGUAAAUGAAUAUCCACAUUUCUCGUUGAAAAAAGCUUGAUUGCGGUCUGAUUGAGCUUUAUCAUUUUUAUUCAUGUUUUAUUGAAGCUACCUGGGCUCAGCUGAUGAGAAAAUAUUAUUCGAUGUAUCAUCUACCUUAAGAAGCGGAAGAUAGUUUCAAGGGAUUCAAUUUUUCUUCUUUAUAUUUUUUUUAUUUCAUAAACAAUCAAAAAGUACAUUUCCAUUCGCUCUCGCACAAAUUUAAACAUAUUCAUCGGUUUAAAAAAUUCAUAGAGGAUAAGACAAAAUUGUUCGUCAUUAUAGCUAUUUAUCUCGUUUGUCUAAGUUGAUAAAGAAAAUAUAAGUACAUGAGUGGCCUCCUGAAACUGAAAAUUAUGACUUGUCGCGCCUGUCUAUGGGUCUUACGCAAUAAGGUGUGACCUAGAAAACGGAAUAAUGGAAAUAUCACCGAGCACUGUUGGUUUUAUGCCAUUCAUUUCCGUAAAACGACGAAAACUCCUGUUGUUUUCCAGAUUAUUGACUUAUCCGACAAAACUAUUGGAAAUACGUAAAAAUGAUGACUUUUUUGUAGGCUGAAAAUUUUUGCAGAUGUUGAGAAUGAAUAGCAUGUGAACAAAUAAAAUCGUCAACUAAAAAAGUA